This is a messenger RNA of Folsomia candida, 1990 nucleotides long. Its product is annotated as facilitated trehalose transporter Tret1. The coding region runs from base 46 to 1689 and encodes 547 amino acids. Gene Ontology annotation, biological process: transmembrane transport. Gene Ontology annotation, molecular function: transmembrane transporter activity. NCBI's taxonomy places the organism in Eukaryota, Metazoa, Arthropoda, Collembola, Entomobryomorpha, Isotomidae. The record is from RefSeq and is a predicted model, not a curated record. Gene Ontology annotation, cellular component: membrane. The transcript has 4 exons.
AGUAGGGAACUUUCCGUAAAAUUACCAGUCUCACUCUUUACAAUAAUGAUGGACGAAGAAAAUUUGUCCCACGAUAGCAGCAGCAGUGCAAGUGCUAAAACUUACAGAGAUCUGGAAGAUGACAAAAAGUGGAAACAGAUCCUCAUCGCACUAGCAAUUUCGUAUAUUUGCAUAUCUGGUGGAAACCUAAUUGGUUAUACUUCGUCAGCUAUCCCAUCUAUUCGCACAGGAAGUUCGGUUCCGUUUCUCAGAAUUUUGGAAAAUGAAAUUACAAUGGAAUCGAAAGACGUGUCCUUGACGGAUGUGACUUAUCGAAUUCAAGAAAUUGACAAUAUCUUGGAAUCAACGGGGAGUGAGAAAGUUGAGACGACUCGUCUCAACAACUGCAACAAGGAGUUUGCAGAACUAACGGACUCGCAAGCGUCUUGGAUUGGUGGCUUAGGACCCCUGGGUGCAUUUUUCGGGUCUUUACUAGCUCCAAUUCCAAUAAAAAUUUUGGGGCCAAAGGGUGUGAUACUAAAACUGGGGUCAUACGUCUAUGUCUUAUCUUGGUUCAUCACAGCUUUAGCUCCAAAUCUGAGCUAUAUUUACAUCUCACGAUUUUUGGGUGGACUGGCUAUGGGCACAACAUUUUCCGCCGUGCCAAUUUAUAUUGUUGAAACUGCCUCGUUGAAAUUACGUGGUCCACUUGGAACGCUAUCCCAGUUUCUGUUUACUAUCGGUGUCCUCAUGAGUUUCGUCUUUGGCUACUUUUUGGACUUUAGGACGUCAGCCCUCGUCUCUGGUCUAGUUGUCCUUCCAAACUUUAUAAUUUUGCCCUUCAUUCCAGAAUCCCCAACCUGGCUCCUUUCCAAAAAGAAGAUUGGAGAAGCGGAAUGCGCUUUUCGAAAAAUUCGAGGAUUUUCAAUGGAGGAAUUUCAACAACUCUCUCAUCAUCGGAUCUCAUUGGAUGAUGAUGUUGAUUCUGCCAGUAAUUAUUCUGCCAAGCAAAGAAGCAGUAAAAGUUUACUCCGAUCGCCAAAAGAAGUCAGGAGCAUUUUCGUGGUCAUGUUCCUCUGCAUAUUUCAACAGUUGACCGGAAUCAACGCGGUCAAUUUUUAUACCGUUACAAUUUUUGAGAUUGCUGCGGGUGGCAACUCAUUCUUGGAUGGACAUUCCUCCGCUAUUUUGGUAGCUUUGGUCUUUUGUCUGGCAAAUGUUUGUAGCUACCUUUUGAUAGAAAGAUUGGGAAGAAAGUGUCUCCUAAUCGUUUCCACCACGUUCAUAUCUCUGUCCGCAUUUUCACUGGGGACCUAUUUCUACUUGUUGGAGACUGAAUAUGACACCAGCUCCUUGUCAUUUGUCCCACUGGCAUCUUUGGUCACAUUUGUUCUCGCUUUCUCCAUCGGAUAUGGUCCAUUGCUUUACGUAAUUGUGGCCGAAGUGCUGUCCAGCAGGGUGAGAUCUGUCGUGACCCCGGUGGCAGUGGGGGUAAAUUGGCUUUGUGUAUUUUUAGUGGCCAAAACAUUUCCUGGUCUACUUCAGGCACUCCAGGCGUAUGGAGCAUUUUGGAUGUACGGUAGCUUUUCAGUUGUUUCCUUAUUAUUCACAAUUGCCUUUGUUCCUGAGACUAAAGGCAAAUCUGAAAAGCAGAUUCAGGAUUUCUUUGUAAAUAAUAAUAAAUCCGUUCCAUCAACAGUUGCAGCUUGAACAGCAGUAAAGCACAUUACCUAAAAAUAUUAUAAUAAACUUAUUAAGUUUACUGAGUAAUUUUUGCACGCGUCGUCCUAUUCAUACAUAAACAAGUAACAAUAACAAAACAAUAACAAUGCAUUUUAUAAUAUUUAUACAAUUCCUGUAUAAUAAAUUUGUUUGUAAUUCUUUCAUACGUUCAUUUCGAUGACUAUUUUGUAAUUAUAUUUUGAUGCUAAUUUCAAAUGAUUCUCAUUUUGUUAAGUGAAUGCAGUGUAUAAUGACGCAAACCAAAUAAACAUAUAAGUGCUUAAAAGUA